CAAUCCCCCUCUCUCUCUCUCUGAAAGCACGCAGCAGAGAGCGGGACCAGCGGUCCGUCUCAGUUUAUCUCACGGACUGUGUCUGCAAUGCGUUAUCUCUCUACCCAAAGAUUACACAGUUUUCCGAACGAAUUCGUGACCGACUCGACGGAGCAACGCCGAUCUUCCUCCGUAAGUCAGACCUUCAGCGGGCAAACUGCAGGAGUGAGGUUUUAAUUCACAACUCUGGGCGCAAUCUCUGCUCCGAGUGCAGGAAGAGCCAGACGGAUCAUAAACAGCUUGCUGCUUGGAUUAUUCUGUAUUUUACACCGGCUGCUGGAGCUCACCCUGCUGUGGCCAUGAGUGCAUGCAGCAGGAAGGCCUUGACUUUGCUGAGCAGUGUCUUUGCAAUCAGUGGCCUGGGGCUGCUGGGAGUGGCAGUGAGCACCGACUACUGGCUCUACCUGGAGGAGGGAGUCAUUAUGCCUCUGAACCAGAGCACUGACAUCAAGACCUCGUUGCACUCUGGCCUCUGGAGAGUCUGCUUUCUGGCUGGUGACGAGUCAGGUCGCUGCUUCACCAUCGAGUACAUCAUGCCAAUGAAUGUCCAGCUGACGUCAGAGUCCACAGUGAACGUGCUCAAGAUGAUCCGUUCAGCCACUCCGUUCCCUCUGGUCAGCCUCUUCUUCAUGUUCAUCGGUUUUGUCCUCAACAACAUCGGCCACGUCCGCCCUCACCGCACCAUCCUGGCAUUUGUCUCUGGAAUCUUCUUUAUCCUCUCAGGUCUGGCUUUGGUGGUGGGCCUGGUGCUGUACAUUUCCAGUAUAAAUGAUGAAAUGCUGAACAGGACGAAGAGCAGUGAGGCCUAUUUUUCCUAUAAGUACGGCUGGUCCUUUGCCUUUGCUGCCCUCUCCUUCCUGCUCACUGAGAGCGCCGGCGUCAUGUCAGUCUACCUGUUCAUGAAGCGCUACGCAGCAGAGGAGCUCUACCAGCCCCGCCAUCCCAGCUUCUACCGUCCUCGCCUCAGCAACUGCUCCGACCACUCUGGUCAGUUCCUCCACCCGGAGGCCUGGUCACGUGGACGGAGCCCCUCAGACAUCUCGAGUGAAGCUUCCCUUCAGAUGAGUACCAGCUACCCUGCUCUCCUCAAAUGUCCUGACUAUGAUCAGGUGUCCUCUUCGCCCUGCUGAAGGGUGGUUAGUAACCUACCAGUUACUAAAGAGUCACCGAGGCAUUGACAAAAGGCCAGAGUUUAAGAUACAAGGUUGAUAUUUAAGUGUGAGUUUGCACCAUUACGACCGUGGUCAAGUGAUUUGGAAACCAGUUAUUUUCAGCAAGUUGUUGUUUGUUUUUAUGUUUUUUUUUUUAUCAGGUCAGAAAAGAUUUUGGGGAGUUUGUUGUUGUAGCAGACACGACUGCAAAAUCUGCAGAUUUUAGAAGAAAAUGGUCAUUGUGCCACUGCUUCUGCAAAGAUCUCAAAAACAUUUAAAUAUUUUUUUUUAUUUUCAUGUUCAGAAGGUCAAGUAUAGAUUACUUUGAACUGUAUUUUUACUGUACCUGUGCUUUUUACUUUCCAGUGCCUCACAGCUGUUUCUUUGCUUCCUUUUGUGAUUUAAAUGAGUGUGCCAUGUUUUAGGACCUUCUAGUGCUAGUAUAGAUCACAUCAGUGCAAUAACAAUAAUAUCAGAAGGCACAAUAAUAUCUGUGGUUGAUGUUUCAUUGGAUGUGCAGUUUCAAAAGCACACAUUUCGCUCAGAAGUUGCUCAUGAUCACAAUCAGCAAUACCUCUGCACUCAGAGCCAAACGAAAAAAAGAGUAGAAUGUAAAAUGUGUCCGGUCAUUUGCAGUUUGUAUUUCUACAGAGUUUCAUUUACCUCACAUUUGUGUUAAACUAUGAGCAUGUUAUUGGUUACUGUUUGCUGCAAAAAACACUUGGCUGCCUUUAUUUUCCCUUAAAACUGAUCGAAAACAAGCCAGUAAAACUGCCUACCCAACUACUACACGUGAGGCUCCAUCUCACAAAACCCUACAGACAAACGCUGUUGUGCAGUUGAAGGGCAGUUCAUUCAGAUGUGGUUCUAAUUUUCAGUAAUGUUGUCAUUUGACACCUUCAAAGGCAGCAGGAAAACCGGAUUGUCAUCAAACUAAAGGCAACAUAUUCAAGACAUUAUGUUGAAAUGCCUUUGACUCUUUAUUUAGCCAUACAUUGACCCAGAAUCUAACAUGAAAUCAUAGAUACUUGUUUUAUAUACACUGGUUUUUGUUUAUAUUUUUAGAUAUAUAUAUAUAUAUAAUAUGUCCAGAUUACAUGAAUUCAUGAUGUUGUUCCUGGUGGAGCUGCUAGAGAUCUUUGUUAAAAGGGCGUUGCAUCUGUAAAAUAAAUGUCUGCCAUACAGUUUUCUUUUUCCUUUUUCCUUUUUUACAUUUUACCCUGUGAUUCCAUAUUUAUCCACUGGGAGGCAGUGUUUGUCCUUUUCUUUCCUCAGCUCAUUUUUUUUUAUCAGUGUGCAAAUCUGCAAAAACAAAACCUGAAGUAACCUUUGUUAUUUAUGCACACUUCAAAUCCAAAUACAAACACUGACUACCUAAGCUUACGCAGUGACUAACUGAGUCAGUCUUUGUCAUUUACAGUACUGUGCAAAAGUCUUGAGCCAUCCCUGAAUUCUUUAAAAAUAGUUUGCUCCUAAUUUUCUGAACGUCUUUCAGCAUUUUCUUUGGACGUCGGCUGCUUUUUCACUCAUUGUCAGUUCAUUUCCUGAUCGUUUCCUGAUGAUUUAAUUUUGUUAAGUCGCUUAACUCUGACCCAUCAAUCAUUCCAGCAUAAAAAAGGCACCUAACUCAACGGAUGACCUUGAGUUAGGGGCACUUUAUUACUAACAGCCUGUAAUAAAAACACACACUUUAUCCAUUUCUAUAGUGAAUGCAGUUAUGCACCAACAAAGUGACUCCCAAAAUGACUGUUAGCUGGAAACGGGGCAUAUUUCAUUAACAGUAUCUGAAAGGCAUGUUCUAUGAAAUAGGAAAUCAAAAUUGGUCCCAGUGGAUGGAUGACUGUCAAGAAGCCAUUCUUAAGGAAGGGAAACAGGGUUUUCUCCCUGAGGUACGAAAUUAGAGUAACAUUAUUGAAGCAGUGUGGGAUCAUCGUGAUGGAGGACAAAACAAGAACCAUCCAACAUCCAAAGAAGAGCUUUGAAUGUCCUGCAAGAAGCCUGGAGAACUAUUCCUGAAGACUACUUAUAGAAAUGACAAGAAAGUUUGCGUAACAGACUUCAGGCUGGUUGGAAAAUAAAGGUCGUUGUACCAAGUAUUAACUUUUAGGCUUGUUAGAAUUGUACACAAUCUGUCUUUGCCUUAUAGACUGUAUAUACACGUGUGAUGGUGCAUCUUUCAAUAAAUCACUGCACCU
Molecule: messenger RNA, 3385 nt
Organism: Maylandia zebra (zebra mbuna)
Lineage: Eukaryota; Metazoa; Chordata; Actinopteri; Cichliformes; Cichlidae
Gene: cacng5b
Product: calcium channel, voltage-dependent, gamma subunit 5b
Biological process (GO): neurotransmitter receptor transport, postsynaptic endosome to lysosome; postsynaptic neurotransmitter receptor diffusion trapping; calcium ion transport
Cellular component (GO): AMPA glutamate receptor complex; postsynaptic density membrane
Molecular function (GO): voltage-gated calcium channel activity; channel regulator activity
Source: RefSeq, a predicted model, not a curated record